CUACCAUCAGGCGCUAUGAGACCUUGCAUUGGCGUCAGCGUCGCCGAACCCACACGGCGCCGGGCGCAGCGCCGGUACACCGAGAAGUACCUCACUCAGAAAAAUCAGUACGCGCGGGUGCGCGGGGUGCGGGUGCUGCUGGAGGUUGACGCGCCGGCGCACUGCUCGGCGGGCUGGACGUGGGGCGAGGCGGCCGGGCUGGGCGCGCUGGUGCUGUGCGCCGCCAAGCAGCCGUGGCGCAGCUACUGCAUCCAGCCGCCCUGUGGCCAGCUCAACCCGGCCAACCCGUCCGUCUACGCCGUGCUGGGCGCCGUGUACAGGGACCUGCUGCACGCCCUGCCGCCGGGCGAGUUCUUCCACCAGGGCGGCGACGAGGUGUUCCUGCCGUGCUGGAACGCCUCCAGCGAGGUGACGGACUACCUGGCCGCGACGGGGCGCGGGCGCGCCGAGGCCGACUUCCUGAGCUUGUGGGCCGAGUUCCACGCCAGGUCGCUGGCCGCGCUGGACGAGGCGGCGGGCCGCGCCGACACUCCCGUCGUGCUCUGGAGCUCGCACCUCACGCGCCCGCCCCACGUCGACGGCUACCUCGACAAGAGCCGGUACGUGAUCGAGACGUGGACGGAAGCCGGCGACGCCCUCCCGGACCAGCUGCUGAGCCGCGGCUACCGCAUCAUCAUGGCCGCCAAGGACGCCUGGUACCUGGACCACGGCUGGUGGGGCCGCACGGCCUACCGGUCCUGGAGGACGGUCCGCGACCGCCGCCUGCCGUCCGCCAAGGGCAAGGCCGGCGCCGUGCUCGGCGGCGAGGCGGCGCUCUGGGGCGAGCUCACCGACGCCACCACCCUGGACGCCAAGCUGUGGCCCCGCGCCGCCGCCCUGGCCGAGCGCCUGUGGGCCGACCCCGCCGAGCCCAGCUCCGCCCCGGGGGUGGAGGCGCGCUUCCUCGCGCACCGCGAGCGACUCCUCGGCCUCGGGGUGCGCGCCGAGGCCGUGGCGCCGCAGUGGUGCCAGCUGCGGGACGGCGAGUGCACCUGAGAGGCUGGCGCCCACCGAGUACCUGAACGUGCUUUAAUCUGUGAUUUAGUAGUUAUAUAAGAUGAGGACUUGAUUCUUUUCAAUCUAAUCUUAAGAAAGAAAAGUAAACAAAUUUGUCGCGGAACCGAAAACUGGUGAUAAGUUGCACCAAGAAAAUAAGAAAAACGAAACCUAUUUCAUACCCCAUCCGAUUUAAUGGAAUACAUGGCCUGCGCUUACCAAAAUGUUUGGUAUGUUCCAAUAAAGAUCAAAAUUAAAACAAUAUUUAUAUUUAAAAGAUAACAAAUUUAUAAAGUGUUUACACCACCCAUUAUGUUCACUGGACGUCCCUUAUAUUUCUUCGAAAUAUCUUCUUCAAUCUGCAAUCAAAUUUUAUAAAUGAGUAAAAUUUACAUCAUUAUUAAAACUGUUGGUUCUUUUCAUAACCAUCUUACCUGA
Molecule: messenger RNA, 1473 nt
Organism: Frankliniella occidentalis (western flower thrips)
Lineage: Eukaryota; Metazoa; Arthropoda; Insecta; Thysanoptera; Thripidae
Product: chitooligosaccharidolytic beta-N-acetylglucosaminidase-like
Exons: 3
Coding region: 16-1035 (339 amino acids)
Biological process (GO): glycosaminoglycan metabolic process; carbohydrate metabolic process; ganglioside catabolic process
Cellular component (GO): membrane
Molecular function (GO): beta-N-acetylhexosaminidase activity
Source: RefSeq, a predicted model, not a curated record